GCUAAAAGCAACCAAUUCAUACCCACCAACUCCAAAAGAGCUGAUAUCUGGCUGAUGGAACAUGGGGGAGAGCUGUGAAUAGCUGACUAGAUGCAUAAUCCCAUCAAUGAGGAAAAAGGAAACAUGCAUGAAAACUGCACUGCGACCACAGCAGCCUACAAUGACUCAGUCACCACCCAAAACACGAGCACGAUUCUUCAGUGUGAUCAGCCUGGAAGGGUAGCCUACCCUCUCUUCAUAGUGAUCUACAGCAUACUGUUUCUGGUUGGCCUAAUACUCAACAGCGUCAUUUUGUGGUUUCACUGCUGCCGACCACAAAGAAAUGUCUCCAGAAGCUUGAUGAUAUUCUUGAAGAAUCUGACAGCAGCUGAUUUGCUGCUUUGUCUCAGCCUCCCACUGCGUAUCAUUCACUAUGCAACCAGCUCUGUCACCAUCCACCUGAUUUACUGCAGUUUCGGAGCCUCCAUGCUUUUUCUCAAUAUGUACGGCAGCAUCUUCUUUAUGGGAUACAUAGCUUUGAACAGGUAUCUGAAGGUGGUCCAUCCUUUAAGAACCUGCUUCCUGCUGACGGUACGUGCUGCAUGCAUAACAUCCACCACCACCUGGCUCCUUCUCCUGGCCGCGAUGAUGGCAUAUUUCAUCCCGCUACUGAAAACCAACCAGCGUGUGAAGUCCGCUGAUUGCAGCUGCGAGGAACUGCACAGUCAGAGUGUCAAGUUGGUCUACAAAGCUGUCCACCUCUGUGCUUUAGUCACCUUCCUGUUGGUGUUCCUGUCAAUGCUGUUCUCCUACUACAGUGCCUACCAUAAGGUGCUGCAGGCUCAGCAGAGACAACCUUACUGCUCAAGCUCCAAGAAGCUUCUGAGAUCUAGAAGGAAAAUGUUAAUGUUGAUAUGCAUCUUUUGCAUUUCCUUCAUUCCUUAUCACAUCGUUCGACUUCCGGUUGCUUUUCAGCAGGAGAGCAACUUGGCCCAGUCAUUUUACUACCCACUGCAGUUAACCACUAUGGUGUCUGUUCUUAAUGUCUGUCUGGACCCGCUUGUUUAUUACAUCUUCAGCAAAGAUUUUCGGGACCAUCUAAGGCUGAGGCUAAGGAAUUCUAGAAUCAUCUCUCAGAAGGUGAAUGAGAACAGGAGGAGAAGUGAACACCAGCAGAGGACAAAGGACAUCAAAGAGGAGGUGUCCUUUAGCACAACUUCAAGAUUAGGAGGGAAUUUAGACUCAGAAAACUGAUGCAAAAAUCAUAAAACUGUGCCGCAUUUAGCCCUUUAAUCAUGAUCCAAAGUAAAGAUUCUUAUAUCAUACUAUAUUUAUAUCAUAUUAAACGUUUCUUUACAUUUGUUUUCUCUAAAAAUUCUGUUUUUCAUUCACAUUGAAUUCAAAGGAACUGCAUUUUUCCUGUCCAGUUUCCAGUAAUA
Messenger RNA from Cyprinodon variegatus (sheepshead minnow), 1418 nucleotides. Its product is annotated as P2Y purinoceptor 14-like. NCBI's taxonomy places the organism in Eukaryota, Metazoa, Chordata, Actinopteri, Cyprinodontiformes, Cyprinodontidae. Gene Ontology annotation, biological process: G protein-coupled receptor signaling pathway. The record is from RefSeq and is a predicted model, not a curated record. The coding region runs from base 91 to 1233 and encodes 380 amino acids. Gene Ontology annotation, molecular function: G protein-coupled purinergic nucleotide receptor activity. Gene Ontology annotation, cellular component: membrane. The transcript is spliced from 4 exons.